GGGAGGGGAGAGGCACACCCUGGGUUUCCCACCCCACUUCGCCACCACCUUUGGGAAGCAUUGGCUGAGGAGUUUGGGAGACACCCCUGUUUUGUUCCCCAACUGUUUAGCAAACACAGUGAUGGCUCCAAGGAAACGACCUGGGGGUCAUCAGGCCCAGUGGCUGGACCUUUCCUCCUCUCAGCUUAGCACCCAGAGCCAUCAACUGGACACAGCUGGGAUCCCUGUCCCAGGGGCGGGCAGGGGCCAUUCAGAGAGGGCGUAGCAGUCAUUUCUCUGCCUGCACACCCACCCACAGACAGCCUGCUGGCAUAUAGGCUCUGGGUCUGGGUUCAAAUCCUGUCUCUGCCACUUCCCAGCUCUGUGGCCUCAGGUACAGGAUGCCUCUUCCAGGAAUCCCCCCUCAGUUGGCCCGAGCCCACCAGGCCUGGAUCUCACUUCUAGGGCACCUCCAGUUCUGUUGGUGUCCUGUCUUGGUCUGUUUUGAGGCCCUUUCUCAAGGGAAGUCCCUUCUGGAGAGUGACAUGUCCCCUCAAUGCUCAGGACAGACCCUGCUCAUCUCGUUCUGCCUGGACAAGGCUAAGCUGAUGUUUGUGGAGUACCUGCUAGGUACCAGGCACUGAGGUAAACAGGUUACAUGCGUGACCUCAUUUCACGCUCACAACUACCCUAUGAGUUGGUCCGUUUAGCCAAACGUUUAUUAAGUUGCCAAUUGUGUGCCAAGUAUUGUUCUAUUGCAGGGGACACAGCAGCGAACAAAAGACAGGCCUGGUGGAGGUGAGGGAAGAAGCUGUGUGGGUGUCUGGGGAAGAUGCUCCAGGCAGAGGGAAUGACAGGUGCAAAGGUCCUGGGGCAGGGCCAUGCCUGGAGAUUUGGAGGAACAGAGAGGAGGCCUGUGUGGCUGAAGCAUGCUGCUUAGAGGAUUACCAUGUCUGCUCAAGAUGGAGGAGGCCGGGAUCCUCCCAAACCCAAGGGCAAGAAUCUGGGCAGCUUCUUUGGGUCCCUGCCUGGCUUCAGCUCUGCCCGGAACCCGGUGGCUCACGCCCACAGCUCAGCGGGAGAGGCCCAGCCGGUCGCCCAUCCCACAGGCGCUCCAGCCGCCGAGACUGCGCAGCCCCAGGCUCAGGUGGCCACCGACCCGGAGCAGACGACCAGGGGCGUUGAGAAGACGCUGCCGCUUUCAGACAGGGUCAUCUCCGGGACAAACGACCUAGUGUGGUCCAAGAUGACCAGGACCAAGGAUGCCUUCUCAUCUGGGAUGGCCAACGUUGUGGACACAGCUAAAGGCGUGGUCCAAGGAGGCCUGGGCAUGACCCAGUCCAUGCUCACAGGCACCAAGGAUGCAGUGUCCACUGGGCUCACUGGGGCAGUGAACAUGGCCAAGGGCACCGUCCAAACUGGCAUGGACACCACCAAGACUGUCCUCACUGGCACCAAAGAUGCAGUGUCUGCUGGCCUCACUGGAGCAAUGGGUGUGGCCAAAGGAACCGUCCAGACUGGCGUGGACACCACCAAGACCGUCCUCACUGGCACCAAAGAUGCAGUGUCCACUGGACUCACUGGGGCAGUUAACAUGGCUAAGGGCACUGUCCAAACGGGCAUGGACACCACCAAGACCGUCCUCACUGGCACCAAAGAUGCAGUGUCUGCUGGCCUCACUGGAGCAAUGGGUGUGGCCAAAGGAACCGUCCAAACUGGCGUGGACACCACCAAGACCGUCCUCACUGGCACCAAAGAUGCAGUGUCCACUGGACUCACUGGGGCAGUGAACAUGGCUAAGGGCACUGUCCAAAUGGGCAUGGACACCACCAAGACCGUCCUCACUGGCACCAAAGAUGUAGUGUCCGCUGGCCUCACUGGAGCAAUGGGUGUGGCCAAAGGAACCGUCCAGACUGGCGUGGACACCACCAAGACCGUCCUCACUGGCACCAAAGAUGCAGUGUCCACUGGCCUCACUGGGGCAGUGAACAUGGCUAAGGGCACUGUCCAAACGGGCAUGGACACCACCAAGACCGUCCUCACUGGCACCAAAGAUGCAGUGUCUGCUGGCCUCACUGGAGCAAUGGGUGUGGCCAAAGGAACCGUCCAAACUGGCGUGGACACCACCAAGACCGUCCUCACUGGCACCAAAGAUGCAGUGUCCACUGGACUCACUGGGGCAGUGAACAUGGCUAAGGGCACUGUCCAAACGGGCAUGGACACCACCAAGACCGUCCUCACUGGCACCAAAGAUGCAGUGUCCACUGGGCUCACUGGAGCAAUGGGUGUGGCCAAGGGGGCCGUCCAGACUGGCAUGGACACCACCAAGACCGUCCUCACUGGCACCAAAGAUGCAGUGUCCACUGGCCUCACUGGGGCAGUGAACAUGGCUAAGGGCACUGUCCAAACGGGCAUGGACACCACCAAGACCGUCCUCACUGGCACCAAAGAUGUAGUGUCCGCUGGCCUCACUGGAGCAAUGGGUGUGGCCAAAGGAACCGUCCAGACUGGCGUGGACACCACCAAGACCGUCCUCACUGGCACCAAAGAUGCAGUGUCCACUGGGCUCACUGGGGCAGUGAACAUGGCCAAGGGCACCAUCCAGAUGGGUAUGGACACCACCAAGACUGUCCUGACAGGCACCAAAGAUGCAGUGUCCGCUGGGCUCACUGGGGCAGUGAACAUGGCCAAGGGCACCGUCCAGAUGGGUAUGGACACCACCAAGACCGUCCUCACUGGCACCAAAGAUGCAGUGUCCACUGGCCUCACUGGAGCAAUGGGUGUGGCCAAAGGAACUGUCCAGACUGGCGUGGACACCACCAAGACUGUUCUCACUGGCACCAAAGAUGCAGUGUCCACUGGGCUCACUGGAGCAAUGGGUGUGGCCAAGGGGGCCGUCCAGACUGGCGUGGACACCACCAAGACCGUCCUGAUGGGCACCAAAGAUGCAGUGUCCACUGGGCUCACUGGGGCAGUGAACAUGGCCAAGGGCACUGUCCAAACGGGCAUGGAUACCACCAAGACCGUCCUCACUGGCACCAAAGAUGCAGUGUCCACUGGGCUCACUGGGGCAGCGAAUGUGGCUACAGGGGCUGUGCAGACUGGGCUGAACACAACCCACGAUGUUUCCACUGGCACAAGGAACACCAUCUCCAGUGGCAUGGCUGGUGCCAUGAAUGCGGCCAGCACUGCUGCCCAGUGGGGUCUGGACACCUCGAAGGCUGUCCUCACCGGCACCAAAGACGCCAUGUCUACUGGGUUCACCAGGGUAGGGAAUGUGGCCCGAGGAGGUGUGCAGACUGGUCUCGGAACCAUCCAGAACUGGUUACCUGGUUCCCAGGAUGCUGCCUCAGGUGGACUCGCCACUUCUGGAGCCCCAGCUGAAGGAGAACAAACCAUCCUGAACCCUCAUGAGGCUCAGUCAUGUGGGGUCUCCAGGCCCCCGGACACUCUGUGUGCACGCCUGGACCUUGCUGGGAAAGCCACCACCAAUACCAAGAGCCUCGUGUCAGCUGAGGUGACAUUCACCCAAGGGGCCGCCCUGGGCAAGGAGGAUGACGUAGGGCCUGGGGCCACCACUUGCGGCCAGGAAGGAGCCCGGGGCUUUGCAACACUCCGGGACGAGCUGGAGGAGCUGGGGGAGAUCUUCCAGCCCAUGAGCGCCGAGGAGCAAGCUCAGCUGGCUGCCUCCCAGCCCCGGCUGAGGGAGGCCACGGACGACCAAAGCAGCUACUUCGUGCGUCUGGGCGACUUGGACCCCAGCUUCCGCCAGCGGGCUUUCGAGCAUGCCCUGAGCCACCUGCAGCAAGGCCAGUUCCAGGCCCUGGACGUGCUGGCCCAGCUCGAGGACGCCUUCUGGCUGAUUGAGAAGGCCCAGCAGGCUCCAGACCAGCAGCCGUGGCCGGACCAGGAUCUGAUCAGCCAAGCCGGCAGCCGAGAGGUGCGUACCAGGGGGCCGGCGCUCCUGCCCCUCCCCUCCAGUCCCGCUCACCUCCCUCCUUCCGCCCACAGGUGCCAGCCGCCGGGGCUCUGUCCAGGGUCUGCAGCCUUGUCCAGCAGCUCCAUGUGGCCUACAGCAGCCUGGCCUCCGGCCUCCAGGGCCUCCCCGCUGAGCUCCGGUGGCAGCUCAGGCAGGCGCGGCACAGCCUCUGCGAGCUCCACGGCGUUGUCUCCUCUGCCGCCUCCGUGGAGGAGCUGCCGGCCGAGCGCCUGGCCCAGAGCCGCCAGUGUGUACGCCAGGCGUGGCAGGGGCUGGAGCAGCUGCUGGAGGGUGUGCAGCACAGCCCUCCGCUCAGCUGGCUGGUGGGGCCCUUCGCCCUGCACCCCGAUGGGCAGCAGCUGUAGGAGCUCCUCCCCCGCCCAAAACCAGCCCCAGCCCCCGGAAGCUCCGGGCCUUGACGGCUGGCGCCCCACCUUUCUCCCUGAGCAUGGCUGGCCCUUCUCCUGGCUGAGACCCUCGACGGCAGCGGGGGGGCCCGGGCUUCGCCUGAGACCUCAAGCAAGCGCUUCAUUUAGGAACAAGAAGAGGAGUCGUGCCUAUCUUGAAGGUUCUCCACUCAACACCCCCAGUAGGGCCCUUUUAUCUUUUACCUCUGGGGGGGUCUUCCACCCCAGCCUGGGCCCUCUAGCUAUACCAGCUUGGCAGGCGGCCCCGCUCCUCCAUCCUGGGCUCCAGGCAGCUCCAUCCUCACUCUGAAAGCCUACGCCCCUCAGCAAACAGCACAUGCCAGAAGGUACCAGAACGCCACCAUCAUCCUGAGGCAGGUAGGCCCCCACCACCUCUGCCGACCCCCGGCCUGGCCCAGGGGCUUCAUGAAGGCAAAGCCGCAGCAGCCACUGACAGCUGAGGACGAGACUGUCCGGGCGGGGGUGGGGUGAGUAUAUGUCCCUUCCUGCUGCAGCCCACUCACCCAGCAGCGACCCCUGGUCAUGGGUGAUCACAAAGAUCCCACAGAUGAUGUUCUCAGGUCCCUGGGCCCAGAGGCUGCCAAUGAAGGAAUCAAGAGGCUCCCUCACAAGGGAUGGGGCUCUAGGGAGCACGUGACAAAAUGUGCUCGAGGAACUUCCAGGUGGUCCCGUGGUAAGGACUCUGUGCUUUCGCUGCUGAGGGUGUGGGUUAGAGGCCUGGUUGGGGAACUAAGAUCCCACAAACCCCACAAGGCGCAGCCAAAAAAACCAAAAACAGAAACACGUGCUCGACACACGUUCAGGUCUCGGUCACGUGCUCCAGGCCGGAGACCAGCAGCCCCUGGACAAGGGCCCCUUCCUUCCCGCUGUGCUCCCCCUGGAUCCUUGGGGCGCCCUGCGCGGUGGGCUGCACAUGGGAAGGUGGGACAACAGAGGGCCGGUCCCCCUGCUCCCCGGGAGAUGCUGAGGGAGCUGCGUCAGAGGUCCAGCGGCCUGAGGCUUGUCAAGCCCCCGCUUCCCACGCCUGCAGCCCCCCUAUCUGGCCCCCUCCUUGACAGAGGAAGCAAAGCGGCCCCGCUUCUCAGAAAUCACCGGGUGCUCCAAGCCCUGGGACGGAUGGGCCAGCUCUCCCCAGAGGGUCACCACGGCUGCUGGGGGCCACAAGAGGCCCUGCGCCACAGGAGCGGGCCAAGGCAAGACACGGGGACCAGUCCGGGACCUUCCCCGUGCCUUUCCUUCCUCACUCCCCAUCACGGAUGGCCCUCGGAGGGGGUGACACUGGAAACAGUCGUUCACGGA
Messenger RNA from Kogia breviceps (pygmy sperm whale), 5685 nucleotides. The record is from RefSeq and is a predicted model, not a curated record. Lineage: Eukaryota; Metazoa; Chordata; Mammalia; Artiodactyla; Physeteridae.